UUGUUCCAAUUCACUCACAACUUCACAAACUUCUCUUAAGAUCAGUUCUUCUCAUUGGUUCAUUAUCAACACUUGUUAUUUGAACAUCAGAUAAAAUGAUGAGAUUUGCAAGCAAUUCUAUCUUGUUUGUUACACUAACGCUUUUUGUUCUUAUUGGAACCCUAAAUUUUAAGGUUUGUGAUGGACAGAGACUUAAUGGACUAAAGAUGAAGAACUUCUACCGCAAGAGUUGCCCUAAAGUCGAUGUCGAAAAGAUAGUACAGGAAAUUACAUGGAAGAAUGCUGCAACUGACGCUAGCUUGGGAGCUAAAAUACUAAGGAUUCAUUACCAUGACUGCUUUGUUAGGGGAUGUGAUGCAUCUCUAUUACUAGAUCCAACACCAAAUCAGGCUGCUCCAGUAGAGAAACAAGCUAGACCUAAUCUAUCUUUAUCCAGAUUCGAAGUCAUCGAUGAAAUCAAAACACGGUUAGAGCAAGAAUGCCCUGGAAUAGUUUCUUGUGCUGAUAUCCUUGCGUUGGCUGCCCGUGAUGCUGUUUCAUUCCAAUUCCAGAAACAAAUGUGGAAAGUACCGCUAGGGCGAAGAGAUGGAACGGUUUCUAUAGCAUCUGAGGCGGUAGCAGACUUGCCUUCUGCUUCUUCAAACUUCACCACCCUUCAAGAACUCUUUGACCGGAAAAAACUUGAUACUGUUGACCUCGUAGCUUUGUCAGGUGCACAUACCAUUGGACUCACACGUUGCGGUGUAAUUUCCAGGAGGCUGUUUAAUUUUACAGGUAAUGGAGAUACUGAUCCAUCUAUCGACCCAGCUUUCGCGGAUAUCUUGAAAGCACAAUGCGCGGGCGCAAACGGAAAUGUACUAGAAAUGGAUCCUGGUAGUUCAGAAUCUUUCGAUGGCCAUUACUACAAAAAUCUCAAUGAAAACAAGGGUGUGUUUCAAUCUGAUGCAGCACUUCUAACAAACAGAUUCUCAAAAUCAUUGGCCAGAAGGUUUGAGAGGGAUAAUGUAUUCUUUGCAAAUUUUGCGAGAUCAAUGAUAAACAUGGGAAUCGUGGAAGUACUUACGCGAAAAGAUCAAGGAGAAAUAAGGAAAGACUGCCGCUUUGUAAAUUAAUUAAAGCUCUUUGAUUAGAGAAGUUGUAAGAAGUGUUAUGAUUGUUUUUCUCACACUUGGAUUACAUCUUGUGUGUAUGUUGUUAUUAUUGUUAGUACUACAUAUAGGUAGUACCUCUGUUUGUAAUAACCUGUAAGGGUUUUGAAUGAAUAAUACAACUUCUACUUCCCUCAGA
Messenger RNA from Papaver somniferum (opium poppy), 1287 nucleotides. Its product is annotated as peroxidase 24-like. The transcript has 3 exons. Gene Ontology annotation, cellular component: plasmodesma; plant-type cell wall. The coding region runs from base 96 to 1112 and encodes 338 amino acids. Gene Ontology annotation, biological process: hydrogen peroxide catabolic process; response to oxidative stress. The record is from RefSeq and is a predicted model, not a curated record. Gene Ontology annotation, molecular function: heme binding; peroxidase activity. NCBI's taxonomy places the organism in Eukaryota, Viridiplantae, Streptophyta, Magnoliopsida, Ranunculales, Papaveraceae.